AUGUCUGGUUUCAAAGCGAAGGGCAGGGCUGGCUUCGUCAGAACCUUCGACGGAAACCUGGGUCGCACUGUGUCUGUGUGUCUGUCCCUGUCCCUGUCAGCCUCUACAAACAACCCCGGAGGAGGCAGCGUGGCCUUUUUCAGUGGCAGGGGGCGGGGGGGGGGGGGGGGGGGUUUAUUUCUCUUAUUCCAGCCUUCACGGGAGGCUCUGUCUGUCCCAGGGUACGUGACGACCAUACUGGAAGACGCAAAGAUUUACUCCAGCCACGCCAAGAAAUCCAGCGUGGAUGCAGACGACGUGAGGCUGGCGAUCCAGUGUCGAACAGACCAGUCGUUUACCUCCCCGCCGCCCAGAGACUUCCUGCUAGAUAUCGCCAGGCAGAAAAACCAGACGCCGUUGCCGUUGAUAAAGCCGUAUUCCGGACCCAGGCUUCCGCCUGACAGGUACUGCCUGACAGCUCCCAACUACAGGCUGAAGUCCUUGCAGAAGAAGGUCUCUUCCUCUGCAGGAAGAAUAACGGUCCCUCGCCUGAGCGUCGGUGCUGUGAGCAGCAGGCCCAGCACUCCUACUUUAGGGACCCCUUCAGCACAAACAGUAUCCGUGUCAGCAAAAGUUGGCACGCCAGUGUCGCUGACCGGGCAGAGGUUCACCGUGCAGAUCCCCUCCUCGCAGGCAGCCGUCAAGUCAGCCACACCGACUACUCCGACAGUUCAGAAUGUUCUAAUUAAUCCUUCGUUAAUCGGACCAAAGAACAUUCUUAUUACUACAAAUAUGGUGUCAUCGCAGAACACAUCGAGUGAAUCAAAUCCCUUGAAGAGGAAGCACGAAGACGAUGACGACUACGAUAACUUGUGAAGAGACUGCCCGGUCCCCUUCCGUUCUUCGGUGAUUCAUAUUGAGUCUGACAAGGCUUUUGCCAGGAGUUCUUUGUAGACGGCGUGAGAGCGUGCAAAUACUCUGCUACUGCGCGGCUGGGUGUGGAGCGAGAGAGGGGCCCCUCGCCUGUGGAAAGAGGAGGAAGCAGCUCAUCUUCCUCUGCGUCUCUCGAGCCUCAGCAGCAGCGCUGAGCGCCGGUCGCUGUUAGGCAGAACGGGCUUCGCCUCGCUUCUGUCGCCUUCUUUCUGACAGACACGGCCGCGUCUCUGACGCCUGCUGAGCCAGGUGCCGAGUAAAAGUAAUUUUUAGAAAACACUUGGUGGUGUGACGUAGAUAUUUCAUUUCAAACAGCCUCAGAACCGGAGUCCUGGGUGAGGUAGGGCAUAGCUGGGGAGUGUCAGCCUUUUUUUGUUUGGUUUUAUUCCCCCCCCCCCAAAGCCAUUUGGUGCUUCUGGGUUGUGUUUGCUGCGUACGCUGUUCUCCAGCUGCGGUUCCAGGGGGCGCGAAGACUUUCUCUCGGCAGCAGAAAUGCAGAGAAGAGGUAGAGGAGGGGGUUUGGGGGGAAGGCUUCCUUAGGCUGCCCUCCCCACCCCCUUAACACGUCGUUCCUGUUGACCUAUGCCAGUACCCACAACUCGGAGGUCAAACCCCGGCCAAGAUUUGUUCGUUAUUUAUUUCCAAAGCGCUGCUGCACCUCUGUCAGUCGUCGCUUCGUUAAGCUUGUGCUUGUGUAUCUGGGCUGUGGAUAAAACGUCGCUGUCGGCGUGGCACAGGGCGGGAUCCGGCGAAGGGCAAAGCGCCAGAGCGUGGCUGCGAGGGUCGGGUCCCUGCCGCUGCUUUUGGGCCCUAUCAGGAUCCCAAGUCGGCUCUGCUGGAAGACUGAAUAAAU
This is a messenger RNA of Egretta garzetta (little egret), 1765 nucleotides long. RefSeq names its product TATA-box binding protein associated factor 9b (gene TAF9B). Gene Ontology annotation, cellular component: transcription factor TFIID complex; SAGA complex. The coding region runs from base 1 to 855 and encodes 284 amino acids. The record is from RefSeq and is a predicted model, not a curated record. NCBI's taxonomy places the organism in Eukaryota, Metazoa, Chordata, Aves, Pelecaniformes, Ardeidae. Gene Ontology annotation, biological process: RNA polymerase II preinitiation complex assembly; DNA-templated transcription initiation. Gene Ontology annotation, molecular function: transcription coactivator activity; protein heterodimerization activity; RNA polymerase II general transcription initiation factor activity. The transcript is spliced from 6 exons.